Molecule: messenger RNA, 937 nt
Organism: Moneuplotes crassus
Lineage: Eukaryota; Ciliophora; Spirotrichea; Euplotida; Euplotidae
Source: the annotation of a GenBank genome assembly
AAUUGAUCAUGGACACCUCUCAAAAUAAUUUUUUAUCAAGGAUCCUCUACAAUGCAAUGGUCAAAGAGGAUAUGAAGAUGAGGGAGAUUAAUAGACUCCGAAUUGCCAAUAUAUUAUCAGAUCUCCAGAAAGGCUCAAAGAACCAUCAACUUCUGAAUUUUGGGAAACAACCACAAGGUGUUAGCGCUUUAGGCAGCCAAGUCAAUGCUAAUCCAGUUGUAUCUGGAAGGAUCAAUCUGCCUAACUUAUUGCACAAAUUUUGUGGCUGUAGGUCACAACAAACACAAGUCAAGCCCAAGAGCUUAAUAGCCUUGAAUGACAUUUCAAAGAAGAGCAUGGAUGAGAAAUUUCAAGAGAAGCUGCCUGUGAUGUUAGACCAACAUAAAAUAACUAGUAAGCUAAAGUAUCCAGUAAACCAAGAGUUCCAAAGCGCGUUUGAUGAUGAUUUGGAAGACCAUGAUUCACUCAAAGGUUUCAACCAAAACUCUUUCAGAUUUAAAGAAGAUCAAAAAGAGGAAGCUAAGAUGGAUCCAAAUUCAAAUGAGCAAUUGUUAGUAGAUAAAAAUAAAUCUCAUAACAAUGAAGAUGGCUGGAGUAAUCAGCCUCCAAAAUCUUACAGUGUUAAGAAAGCCAAUGUUGGAGAAGUCGAUAAGUACAAGUACGAUAUCUCUUAUGUCAAAUAAUGAGAAGACUGGGAGAACCCUCAGGUACUAUAUCUGCAAGUAUGAUAACUGCCAUCGGAGAUUUAAUAAAACAUGGAAUUUCAUAGAUCAUGCUAGGAUUCAUACUGGAGAGAAACCUUAUAAAUGUGAGCUGUGUGGUAAAGAGUUUGCUCAAAAGGGAAACUACAACAAGCACAAGAAUACUCACCAGCAUAGUGUCAAGAAGAAGAAUUACUUGAAGAAGAAAAAUGAUAAGGACAAUGAAAAAGACUAAG